AUGGUAGUGAAGGUUGAUGGUUGGCAGCUACACCACCUGCGCUUUGCCAAUGACAUAGUUCUGAUAACAUCUAGCAUCAGCCAAGCGGAACGAAUGCUGACCAAAUUCGACGAAACAUUUGGAUGCUUCGGUGUUUGGCUGAAUCUAAAAAAGACGACAUCCAUGCGUAACGGAUGGGUCUCGCAUGUUCUGUCACGCUCAACGGAACGAGCAAACCCGAAUGCUCCAGCUAUGCUUAUCUGGGGAACUAGGCGUGAAGAACGACCUGACCCCCGAGCUGAGCAGGAGAAGACGAGCGGCUUGGGGAGCGUAUGA
This is a messenger RNA of Necator americanus (New World hookworm), 315 nucleotides long. RefSeq lists its product as uncharacterized. Lineage: Eukaryota; Metazoa; Nematoda; Chromadorea; Rhabditida; Ancylostomatidae. The record is from RefSeq and is a predicted model, not a curated record. The coding region runs from base 1 to 315 and encodes 104 amino acids. The transcript has a single exon.